Molecule: messenger RNA, 3784 nt
Organism: Bombus huntii
Lineage: Eukaryota; Metazoa; Arthropoda; Insecta; Hymenoptera; Apidae
Gene: Eip63E
Product: cyclin-dependent kinase 14
Exons: 7
Coding region: 598-2025 (475 amino acids)
Biological process (GO): protein phosphorylation
Cellular component (GO): nucleus; cytosol; cytoplasm
Molecular function (GO): ATP binding; cyclin binding; cyclin-dependent protein serine/threonine kinase activity
Source: RefSeq, a predicted model, not a curated record
GCCAGUUUCAGACUUUUGUCUGUGGCGCGAGGCAGUAGUGGGGCUAUGGGAAUAGAGAACUUCGUGGGAGAAGUUUGUUCUCGCGGAUGAGUUAUUCGAGGUAGUGGUGGCGUGCGCGAGCACCCGCCAUAUAUCCAGGAAGUCGCGAUAGAGAAACCCGGUUGCAAAAGAUAUUUGAGAUAUUUCACUGAAUCGAGAACGUGUAAACGUUCAGCGAGGUCUAACCGGGGAUAAUAUCGGCAGAGCGCAUAGCACGGCGAGAGCGCACGGCGCGAGAUCUUUAAGCGGUGAACGGGAAGACGGUGGUGUGUUUUUCAUGGCGAUCAGUUCAUUAGGAAAGUAUCGUACCCUGCCACCGAUGUACAAGAUACGGGAAAGGUGAAGGAGGUACUCGCCGGACCUGACCUGCCCGAGAAGAACACCACGAAACAUAGCUUCUCACAUAUACACACACACUGUGCGUCACCGCCCAUAUGUGAUGUGUUUCGUGCGUUCGAGCGAAUGAGUAAUCAUGUACUGUCAAGACAAGGGCUCCACCGCCUCCAAGAGCAAAGAGGUUGCUAAAGAUUGCGCUUAUUAUGCACAGGGUCUGUGACAAUGCGGGAGAAGAAAGGAGGUGCUCUUAGCAGAGUACAAAAACUGAAAAAAAGGCUUAGCCACAGCUUUGGAAGACUUUCAAUAUCAAAAGAAGAGGCUGAUGAUGCUGCAAACAGGGGUCAACUGCCAUAUAAUGGCUAUUCCGAGGAGUUCCUAGACCGUUUAGAACCAAACGGCAAUAUACCUGCAGAUAAGGAUCGUCGUUAUGAAUGGACAGGUGUGGGCGACCAUGAGAGAGUGCAUCGGCAGCUUUCCGUUUCUAGUGAUUCCAAGCUUCUCGACGAGGAUAUACGUGAAGAAGCGAGAGUAAUCUUAAGACCUCGACGUCCACCACGACCCAAGUCAGAGGUCUUCCUUGGGCCAGAUCCACCUCCUAGAAGAACCAAGAGAUUUUCAGCAUUUGGGGGAGAUUCUCCUUUCGGUAAAUCCGAAGCUUAUAUAAAACUGGAACAAUUAGGGGAAGGAUCGUAUGCCACAGUGUUCAAAGGCUACAGUCAUCUUACAAAUCAAAUGGUGGCACUUAAAGAAAUUAGACUACAAGAGGAAGAAGGUGCUCCAUUUACUGCCAUCCGCGAGGCAAGCCUUCUUAAAGAAUUGAAGCAUAGCAAUAUCGUUACUUUACACGAUAUAAUUCAUACGCGCGAGACUCUUACUUUUGUUUUUGAAUAUGUUCAUACUGAUCUAUCGCAAUAUAUGGAGAGGUAUGGAAGCGGUAAUGGUGGUCUAGAUCCACGAAAUGUUAAACUAUUCUUAUUUCAAUUAUUAAGAGGAUUGGCGUAUUGUCACCGCAGGAGAGUAUUACAUAGAGACGUGAAGCCGCAAAACUUGUUAAUCAGUGAAAUAGGAGAACUUAAACUAGCAGAUUUUGGUUUAGCGAGAGCUAAAUCUGUACCGUCACAUACGUACUCACAUGAAGUUGUGACAUUAUGGUACAGGCCACCUGAUGUUCUUUUGGGUUCCACAGAGUAUUCUACCUCGCUUGAUAUGUGGGGAGUAGGUUGCAUAUUUAUGGAGAUGUUGACUGGUGAACCAACAUUCCCAGGUGUACGCUGUACGUACGACCAACUUGAUAAAAUAUUCAAAGUAUUGGGUACUCCUACUGAAGAAACUUGGCCUGGUGUCACACACCUGCCAGGAUAUAAACCACAUAGACUGGGAUUCUAUCCUCCACGAAAAUUGGGUCUUUCAUUUCCUAGACUCUAUGAUAUUGCCGAAGGUGAUAGUAUGGCAUCGUCGCUUCUGCAGUUAAAUCCGGAUCAACGGAUUGGAGCUGAAGAAGCGUUAAGGCAUUCUUACUUUGCCUCUCUUCCUAGAAAACUAUACGAGUUGCCUGACGAAGUAUCGAUAUUUAGUGUUGAAGGUUGUCAUUUGUAUACAAAUUCGAGGCACGGGUGUGCAGAUUCGCGUCACACAGCCCUUAAGACUUGAGGUUAAAGUAAACGUAAAGAAAAAAAAAGUAAAUAAUAAGUAAUUCCCAAAUUCACAUGUUCAAUGAAACGUUCAUUCUCAUACAGAUCAAAUUCACACAGGCAACAUGCCUUAAUUCACCUACACGUUAUUUCCACGCGCGUCAAUCGCUCUUUCUCAGGGCUGCUCUACAAAUUCCAAUCAUCGUUCACACACAUGUUGAUAUGUGCACACACAAACAUGAACACAUUCAUAUACAUAAUUGCGACAUUCGUAUUUUUGUUUCUUUUUUUCCUUUUUUUUUUUUCAAGACUAGUACACAUGUAUCAAAUGAAUUAACGAAGAUAAAUUAUUAACUGGCGAAGAAAAUACGAAAGUAAGCUAUCUGUGGCUAAAUGAAGUAAAACGAUUUUAUGAGAUUUGCACGCUCGAUUUAGAAAGCAAAAGCACGCACGACCCAUCCUCGCACUUCGUCCAAAUACUAGAUUUAGAUUGAUAUCAAUCAAAAAAAAAGUACUACACCGCCUUGUGUCUCUUGAUCCCAAACUGGAGAUGGCGGUUUCUGGUUAGAAAAAAUAUAAUAAAAUAAUUAUAACUUAGAAAAAUUCUGGAAGACCUGUAAUACUUUAUAUGAAUUUUAUGCUGUUUUUGACUUUACCGUUGGUUGCUGAGACAGUUGAAUAUAUUGGUAUAUAACGAAAAAAAUCAUUGUUCGAAUUAAAACUAGUUGUUAAUUAUAUGACGUGAUGAUAGAAGAUAAAUAGAAGUUUAAGAAAAUAAAAUAUCAAUACGAAUCAAGUGUCGUAGCUACCAACACCAAGAAACACGGCAAGACUAACGAAAAAAAACUCAUCGUUGAUGAUAUCGACGGUAGUGAUCUAGUUGUAAGAAUUAAUAUUAGCAUCUAGGGUCGAUCAAAGUUCAUUAUCGACAUUUACAAAGUAGUAUCUAUCAGUGAUAGUAAAACAAGAACGAAGUAAUAAUUAUAGACGUAAUCAAAUCCAAUUUGUUCAAUCGCUCAUAUAUUUAACAGCCAAUGGUGCUUGAACGAAUUGUAGGAAUAAAAUGUUAAUAAUUUCGUAUUAGUUACUUAGAAUGGACCGUUCGGCCAAUCUUGUUUCUAAAUGGUUUUCGAUGACCAUAUAUCUAAACGAACCAACUUUAAUAAUGUUGCAAUAGUAAUAUAGGAUAACAUAAAGCGGUGUUACAGUCCUUCCGAGUUUUCUCUAAGCUACGAUGAUUAUUACGGUAAAAUAUUACUCCUUUAGUAGUUACAUUUAUACCGAUUUUUCAGCACACUUAUAAAAAUAUCAACGAGGCGAAAGCAAAAAAGAAAAAAAAUUGAAAAAUAUUUCGAAAAAAUUUGAGACACGUUAUUACUACUAUUAUUACUUAUUAAAAAUUAUUAUUUGAAAAAAGACGCGCAGAAGGUAGAUUGUAUAUAGAACAACAGGUUCGUAUUACUGAUGAUGCUGAGAUAGCUGAGCUGAACUAAUAAAUGUGACUUUGUAAUAAAUUAAAGCGUAGUUCGGUACACUUCAGACCCUAUUCUUUGUUAGGUUUUUCCAUGUGCAGCAAGCCACAGGAUCGUUUAGACUUUUAAGUGUAACAUAAUACAAAAACACUUAUAUCUGUAAUACUUGUUCUGCUUAAGUAUUAAUUUUAUACACAUUUAUUUCCUUAUAAUUAUAUUUUAUUUGUAAUUUUUCUAAGAAAUUAUUGAUAUUCAAAUUGCUUCAAACUUGUACUGAGAAAGAUAAAGAACUAUGUUUUUGAAGUA